This is a messenger RNA of Rhea pennata, 1158 nucleotides long. It is a transcript of the gene QPCTL, whose product is annotated as glutaminyl-peptide cyclotransferase like. The annotation marks the transcript as partial. The transcript has 6 exons. The record is from RefSeq and is a predicted model, not a curated record. Gene Ontology annotation, molecular function: glutaminyl-peptide cyclotransferase activity; zinc ion binding. Lineage: Eukaryota; Metazoa; Chordata; Aves; Rheiformes; Rheidae.
CGGAGGGAGGGGUGAAAUCUGGGGGUCCCGCCACCCCCGAGCACCCAAAGCCCCCCUCCCCGACGGUGGCGUUUUGGGGGGGGGGGGGUGUCACCGUCCCCCGCAGCCCCCCGGGCGGACGCCGGGCCGCUCCGAGGCCGAGCUGCGGCUGCUGGCGGCGGCGCCGGACCCGCGGCGGCUCCGCGACACCUUCCUGCGCCCGCUGCUGCACCCGCGGGUGCCCGGCAGCGCCGGCAGCCUCGCCGCCCGCCAGCACCUGGCCGCCCGCCUGGGCGCCCUGGCUACCUCGUGGCACCUGGAGCUGGACGCCUUCGAGGCGGCCACGCCGCGCGGACCGGUGGCCUUCGCCUCGCUGGUGGCCACGGCGGCGCCGGCCCCGCGGCGCCUGGCUCUCGCCUGCCACUACGACAGCAAGGCGCUGCCGCCCGACGCCCGCGGCCGCCCCUUCGUCGGAGCCACCGACUCGGCGCUGCCCUGCGCCCUCCUCCUCGAGCUGGCGGCCGCCCUCGACGGUCGCCUGCGGGACGCCGCCGCCCGCGGCGCUGGCACCACGUUGCAGCUGCUCUUCCUGGACGGCGAGGAGGCUUUCGGCGAGUGGAGCGCCCAGGACUCGCUCUACGGCGCCCGGCACCUCGCCGCCCGCAUGGCCGCCACUCCCCACCCCGCCGGCGGCCCCGGCGUCACCCAGCUCGGAGCCAUGAGCCUGUUGGUGCUGCUGGACCUGCUGGGUGGCCCCGAACCUGCCAUCUACAGCCACUUCGACCGCACCCACGCGUGGUUCCUGCAGCUCGCCGCCAUCGAGCGGCGGCUGCACCGCCUGGGGCUGCUGCGCGCCCACCGCCGGGAGCAGCUCUACUUCCAGCCGGGCCGGGCGCCGGGGCCCGUCGAGGACGACCACGUCCCCUUCCUGCAGCGAGGCGUCCCCGUGCUGCACCUCGUCCCCACGCCGUUCCCCCGCGUGUGGCACACGGCCGAGGACACGGAGGAGAACCUGGACCCGCCGACCGCCGAGAACCUCGCCAGGAUCCUCGCCGUCUUCGUCGCCGACUUCCUGCGGCUCUGAGCGCCCGCGGCGCCGGGUCACCCGCGGCGCCGUGUCACCCGGGUCACCCGUGUCGCCGUGUCACCCGUGUCGCCAUGUCACCCGCGUCGCCGUGU